Molecule: messenger RNA, 1561 nt
Organism: Andrographis paniculata
Lineage: Eukaryota; Viridiplantae; Streptophyta; Magnoliopsida; Lamiales; Acanthaceae
Product: PRA1 family protein E-like
Exons: 2
Coding region: 255-791 (178 amino acids)
Biological process (GO): vesicle-mediated transport
Cellular component (GO): endoplasmic reticulum; Golgi apparatus
Source: RefSeq, a predicted model, not a curated record
GAAAAAAGAAAAUGAAAAAGAAAGCGGUGCUUCUUAAUUCCCAAUCAGCAGCGGCAACCGCCUUCGCAAACCUGUUUGAUGCUUAAAUCUCGUCGACGCCGGCCAUUGUUCUCCGAUUCCGAUUCCGAUUCCAAUUCCGAUUCGAGGUUAUUCUAUUGCUACUGUGUAUGUUAACUACUCUUACAGUACAAUCGCUGCUUAACUCCUUCCGCUAAAGUUCCUCUCCUCUCCUCUCCUCUCCGUCCGUGGCGGCGAUGCGUUCGAAUCCACCGCCUCCGGCUCCUUACGGAUCGGCGAAGCCGCCUCUAGUCUCCCGCGCCCGUUCUCUGUACGCCGCCCGGCGUCCAUGGCGGUCUUUCUUCGACAUCUCCGCCUUCUCCCUCCCUUUCGGCUACGCGGAGGCUAUGUCACGAAUCCGCCGCAACGUCAACCAUUUCCGCGUCAAUUACGCGCUGAUUGUGCUGGUUAUCCUCUUCUGCAGUCUCGUUUACCACCCUGUCUCCAUGAUUGUCUUUCUGGUUGCGUUCGCCGCCUGGCUCUCUCUCUAUUUCUGCCGCGACCGUCCGAUCGUACUAUUGGGGAGAAGCGUCGACGACCGGGUUGUUUUGGUGGUGUUGAGCUUGCUUACAGUGGUUGCAUUGGUGUUUACGCAUGUCGGAGUGAAUGUCCUGGUGGCGUUGGUUAUUGGAGUGGUUCUGGUUGGUGUUCACGCCUCCUUUAGGGGGACGGAUGAUCUGUUCUUGGAUGAAAGUGAAGCUGUUGAGGGAGGAUUGCUCUCGGUUGUGCGUUGAUUUGAAAUCUUCCCAUUCGUUUAGGGUUAGGGUUAGGGUUAGGAUUUGUGAAUCAAUCUUGAUUUUGAUGAUUUCUUGGUCGAUUGCUGCCUCUCUUUCUAAUAUUUCUUGAAAUCCAUUCAGAUUUGCUUUGUGGCAGAAUUCCUGUCCACUGCAUUGCUGUGUUUUUUAGCAUUAGAAAUGAAGAAAUACAAAAAUGCUUUGGGCAUGGCUUUAAAGUGCAAUGUCUUGAUCCUGGUCUGUUCAUCAGAAUGAAUUAAUUGCAUCAGGAUUCAGACAUAAAGAAUGCUUUGGACAUGGCUUUAAAGGUAAGGUGAGCCAUUGUUUUCCUUGUUCAUCUGCUGCCAAAUUCACUUAUUUAAGAACUGCCCUUUAGCAAUAACUACUUACUUAUUCAUCCGUAUGGUUCUUGUGACUUGUGAUAGCUUUUGGUUUAUCUAUUGUGAGAAUUCCUUGAUUAUAGACAUCAUCUGUAUAUCCAUUCGACCCAGCCCUGUGUUUUCAGAAUCAAUCUAUCUAAUAAUCUUUCUUGUAGGACCGAUGAUAUUCAGGGGACUUUCGGGGCUUCUCUUUGUGUAAUUUUGUGUUACCCCUUCCCUUUCUUGAGAUCUCUGGUUGUUGCAACUAUUGAAGAAAACUUCCAAACAAUGUUUUCAAAAGCAAAAGCAUUCUUACUCUCGAUUCUUCUUUUUACCGCAGAAGAUGUGAUUCCCCUCCUUUCAACAUUUUUUUUAUUUUUUAAAUAUAUAGUAAAAUUUUUGUAUUUUUCA